AUGGCAACCAACGAGAUCAUCUUCAUCACUGGCAAUGAGAACAAGCUGAAGGAAGUGCAGAUGAUUCUGGCACCCGAUGCGUCCCAAACGAACGCCUCCUUUGUUCUGGUAAACCGAGCAUUAGAUUUGGACGAGGUCCAGGGCGUCGAUCUCGAGGAAAUCGCCCUACACAAGUGCAAGCAAGCCGCAGCCAUCGUUGGACCAGGCCGCCCCGUGUUCGUGGAGGACACAGCACUAUGUUUCGACGAGUUUAACGGACUUCCAGGCGCAUAUAUCAAAUGGUUUGUCAAGAGCAUGGGACUCGCCAAGAUAGUCAAGAUGCUCGAGCCCUUCGAGAACAAGGACGCCCAGGCAGUAACAACUAUCGCCUACGCCGACGGGGAGGGCACAUACCACACCUUCCAGGGCAUCACCAGAGGCCGAAUCGUCGAUUCCAGAGGUCCCACGACGUUUGGCUGGGAUUCGAUCUUCGAGCCGCUUGAAGCACAGGGCGCAACCUACGCAGAGAUGCACAAGAAAGCCAAAAACCUGAUCUCCCAGAGAGGCAGGGCGUUCGCCAAGUUCAAGCAGCACCUGCUGGACCAGGCAAACCGCUGA
This is a messenger RNA of Torulaspora globosa, 597 nucleotides long. It is a transcript of the gene HAM1, whose product is annotated as nucleoside triphosphate pyrophosphohydrolase HAM1. NCBI's taxonomy places the organism in Eukaryota, Fungi, Ascomycota, Saccharomycetes, Saccharomycetales, Saccharomycetaceae. Bases 1 to 597 code for a protein of 198 amino acids. The transcript has a single exon. Gene Ontology annotation, biological process: nucleoside triphosphate catabolic process. Gene Ontology annotation, molecular function: nucleoside triphosphate diphosphatase activity. The record is from RefSeq and is a predicted model, not a curated record. Gene Ontology annotation, cellular component: cytoplasm.